Symbiodinium sp. CCMP2592 is the source of this 2253-nucleotide messenger RNA. Lineage: Eukaryota; Dinophyceae; Suessiales; Symbiodiniaceae. The record is from the annotation of a GenBank genome assembly.
AUGGUGUGGGUGUUUAACUGGGGCUUGGAGAAGUUUCUGCCCGAGCAGAAACUGAAGCCUGGGGACGAGAUCCCACACGUGUUGACGCCCCCGGAUGUGGAGGACCGACCACAUCUGACCUGUGCAUUUGAUGACCAGGGUGCAGCAGGCUCCGAUGACGAGGAGGACGACGAGCAGCCUGAUCGUGACUUGGACAGGCCCACAACCAAAGAAGAACUGAAUCAGCUACGUGAAAGACACGGCAACAAUCGUCGCACGGCAACGUACUUUUACAAGCAGCGCCGGAUUCAGAUGGAAGCCCGUAUCAUCUACAUCGGGGCAAGGCUAGUGGCCAAAGAAUUCGGAGACACAGUGCCCUGCUUGCGAUGGCAGGCUGCACGGGCUGCCGGCCACACUUGGUUCAGCACGAUUCUUGACACUAUGCAACUUCUUCACGAUGCGGAGGUUCUGAGCUGCCUCGACAUCCUGAUCCCCAUGACGGCUGACUUUGCGGUUUCAGACGAGGAGGAAAGCCCGGAGGAGCAAGCCCGUUUGCAACUCUUCUUCCGCUUCCUUUGUGAGUUGUGCUCCGCCCGGUCAUGGUCACAGAUGCAGUUUGCAACUUUGUGCCCGCAGUUCCUUGCGAUUAUCUUUCACGACUCGCUGGAUGUCCGUCAAGCCGGACUUGCCAAAGCCAAGGAAAUCUGGACUGCUGUGCUGGCAGCGGAAAAGAUUGUGCAUGACUCACCUGGCGCUCCGCUUGUCAGCCAAACCGUGAAGGCGAAAUUGGCAACCUGCUUGCGUGAGCUGGCAUGGAACCAGCUCUUGCUGGCCAGGGAAUCCUUUUCUGUGUGUCGUGCCGGUGAUUGGGAUCACAGCUUCGGCCAAUUGGUCACCUUAUGCCAUAGACUUUUCGGAAGACCGACAACGACAAAGCAUUUUUUGGAAGAUGGCUUUGCCCAUCUGAGUGACAUCGCCAAACGUCACAUGAAAGGACAAACCAUGCAGAGGUGGACCAAGUAUCUCUGCACGAUGGGCGCUCCAUCGACGAGGAACAGCGAAUGGCCUCAGGUUCGCCAGACUGCGGAAGAAUUCAGGUCGAUUCACAGGGACAGGGCGACACAGCCUGAGAGCGAGAAAGUUGCCCUGCACAAGAAAAGCUUUCUGGCCGCUCAGCAGCGACUUCCGGAAGAGCUGCAAGAGUUUCUCAAGGAGGACAAGUUGAGCAGCAACAUUAAGAAGGCUGGCGUCGAGUCCAACCAGAAAGCAACGGCUGCUACUGCAUGGGUGUGCCAGCACGUCAACCGAUGGGACUUGGCACCCAUGGCUUGGGCAGGUGUUUUUCUGAAGAAAGGAUGCAUCUUCCAGAACCCGGAGAACUCCACCGCCAUGUUGAGCUUGGGAUUUCGCACAUGGGGUGCACUUGGCAUCCGACUGAACAAGUUCGAAGUCGAUGGCAAGGUGUUUUUCACGCUCCCUACCAUGUCGAUGUCGGGAAUCACACUCCCGACGUGGAUGUUCAACCAUGGUCUGGGCCCAGACAGCCCCUGGCGGUCCGUGCCGUUCAAGGUCUGCACCCCAAGGUGUGUGCCGGCGGCACUCGGCGCAGAUUACUGUUCUGUGCUGGUGCAAACUGGCGAUGCAGAGGACAUCGUCGUUGGUGGACUGCGUGCCGGGAUUUUUCUCACCAAAGACCAGCUUCAACUUAUGUGGCAAGCCUUCAAAUUCGAGCUACCGCCAAAAGGCCACGGAAGUGGCAAGAGCGGAAACUUGAUCAAGCAGGACUUCGCACGGGGUGUGUUACGGCACUUCUUUCCGGAUUGCGAUGAGUCGAGUGAAGAAUGGCUGUUCAUGCUCCGGGGAAUUUUGGGCACCAUUCCGAAGCCAUCCUGCAGCGACGACGUCCUCACAGCUGUGGCUGCUCUGGACCCCAUUGCACAGGAAGAUUUCAAGGAGAUGAAGAAAGCAGCCAAAAACCAGCGACAUUGCCAGGAGGGUGAUGUCAAAGGCAAGAAGCGCAAAGCAAAGGAUGAUGAUGCAGCUGAGGGACUUCCCAGCAAGUCCACGGCUCGAGACCCGGCGUCUGUGGGCAGUCCUGGGCGGCGAGCUGCUGGAUCAGGGGUUCAGCAGGAGCGGAAAACAUACACACCUGGAGAGCUUCAAGACCUCAUUCCCGGAAAAGGCAGUUUGGCAGGAGUCUACUUGAAAAGGCUUCCGGGCGGUGCCAAUGGCAAGUGCUACCAAGGGUUUUAUCCACCUGGAUCAGGCCGGUGA